This is a messenger RNA of Aspergillus fumigatus Af293, 2481 nucleotides long. Its product is annotated as HbrB domain-containing protein. Gene Ontology annotation, biological process: TORC2 signaling. The record is from RefSeq and is a predicted model, not a curated record. Bases 1 to 2481 code for a protein of 826 amino acids. Gene Ontology annotation, cellular component: TORC2 complex. Lineage: Eukaryota; Fungi; Ascomycota; Eurotiomycetes; Eurotiales; Aspergillaceae. The transcript has a single exon.
AUGAUGUUACGCUCCCCAAUCCCGCCUGAGCGCACCUCCUCCCGAUCCCCAGCUCCACCGCGCCCAUCCUUUGACGACGAACUAGAACGACCUGGGUCCGCUGGGAGUGAUGCCUCUUCAGUUGCAUCCAAUGUGACCACUGUGUCUGCUAUUCAGAGUUCCCUCAACAACUUCGGUGCUGCGCCAGACGCUUCCUCUCCCCGGAUACCCCGGACUUCUAGCACCAACGGCAGUGGCACCACAGACGAUAACCCCCGGCGCCCAUCCGCCUCAUCUUUGAUGCCCCAGAAUGAGAUGACCAGCAGGAAGAUUUCCGGUCGCGUCGUCCCGCCCGAUCUGUCGAGGCAUCGGCCACGACACCACUCUCAAGGCUUCUUCGAGCCAUCCCUCCCGACAGCGUCCCUAUCAGAUGUAACACUUUCCGCAUCAAGAAUCGCAGCGCAGGCUGCGAUGCAACAGCAGUCCUCCGCUGCGCAACACCCGCCGAAACGAUUGCCUUCCAACGUCCAGGGCCCUGAUGGAAGGGGUGGAAGCAUCUCGCCCCCACUCCCACCGCCACAACAAGUGCUGGCAGCCCCUGGCUCCGGAUCUACCUCGGGGCAAUCAUAUCAGAAUGGGAUUGUUGGCGGAAAUGCUCUUGCGGCUACAACAGCUGCCAACGUGGUGUUUCCUCGAGGACCUGCGCUUCAACCGGGGAUGGCUAGUGAUCAAGCGCAGCCGGAGCGUGAGCAGAAGCAGAAGGGCGAUAAGCCUAAGAUGAAGUUGUUUUCGAAGCCGAAGCAUAUUGGAAUCAGCCGAGACAAGGAUUCUUACGGGAAGGAUAAGGGUAUACCGUCACCAAGCAAGAUGGGCUUUCCGGGUUCUAGUGGGUUAUCACGCAUCGUCAGCGGCUCGACCGAUACCCUUCCCUCGAACAACUCUUCGAUGUAUAGUUUAUCCAACGCAUCUGUGAAUACGGUGGUACCAGCGGACAGGCAAGCAUCCAGCGAGAAGGAUAAGGACAAGGACAAAGCCCACAAGCAUCAUUUUCUUUCGAGGCAGAAACUCAAACUGAAGGACAGAGACGAUCAUUACAACCUGCCUCUAUCUUCGGCGUCUAGCAAUUCUAAACCGUCUGAUCCCAAUGCACCACAGUCUCUUUAUUCAUUCACUCCAGCGUCUCCUAACGCAGGGUCAACUACAUUCAGCAAAACUGUUGGCGGGUUGGACCUCUUGCACGGUGGUCGGGCGCUUCGAGAAAAAAAGAAAGAGGAGAAGCUGAGGGAGGAAAUAGAGCAAGACUUAGUGGUUAGUUGCGCUACCCCAGCUGUCUUUUCGGGGCCGUCGUCCCUUGGAAACUCGACAGGACUCUUGCCCGAAGCUGCCCUUCGUGAGACUUUGUCGGGUUUCGGACUUCACAAUAUGACUCCGGAUGAUGCCUGGGAUUUCUUGAAGGCGAAGCUGUUGGUUAUAUUUGACGGUGAAGACGUCCGUAUAGCAAUUGAGGACCUGAACAAGUUGGUCCUAAUUCACAUUCAACGCUGCGUGCAGAAGCACACGCCAACCGCCAUUGUCGACGAUUUACGAGAGCUGCUCGAGACAGGAUGUGCCUCGUUAAAUCAUACACUAAACGGAGUGCCUGACGAAAAACUGGUGCCUCAUUUGGUGCAGAUAUGGCUACUGGUUUUUGGCACCAUUCUUCCAUUUAUUCAAGCUGUGUUUUUGCCACUCGAUCUAGAGUUUCGAGGCGCAGGUUCCGUGAUGAAUCUACGGGAGGCAAAGGAUUUUUGGAAUUCUGUACCGACCGGCAAGGACUUUGAAAAUGAACUCGAAGUUCGACACCUGGUCCUGGUGGCUUUCCGUGACAUGGUCAUUCUAAAACGUUAUGAAGGCUUGAAGGCUACAUUUUCGCGCUUGAGCCUUGAUAGCAUCAAUGUGGGCUCGUCGGCUCUCAGCAUCACAACAAAGAGCAGUAACAAUAGCGGCCGACCUGCCACUGCCGCUUCUCUCGAUGCUGGCUUUGGCAGCUACAAUUCUCAAUCAUCUACGCUCCUCAAUACGGCGGGCAGUUACUCGUCGGACUCAAUGAGCAAUCGCAGCCGUGCUGCAUCAAACACGUCGUCCAAUCCAGACCAACUUAUCUUUCAGUCCUUCUCAUCCCCAAAUCAACGCGCAACCGUCAUUCACAGGGCCUCACAUACGGCAGAUACUUCCCAACUCAUUACCGAGACGGUCGGGCGGAUGCUACAAUGCCUCAGUGUCCUGGCCAGUGUGCAGACAGGUGAUGAAGCGCAAGAGAAGAUUGAGACUCUGAGCAAAGCACUGAAGCACAACUGGCUCGGACGCGGACGGACAGGGCGGGAUCGACGCGGGUUUGUCGGAGCGAAGGUUCGGCCCAGUAUAACGACACACACGACUAGUGAUGAUUCUAUGAAUGAUCCGAGAAAUAGCGAUUUAGGCUGGCAAAUACAUGAAGGGCGCCAGCAAGUGAGUGUCCUGUGA